UGUCGCUGCAGGCGGCGGUCGUCUCCGCUCCUCCUGCGGAUUUAAACUUCCUUCGGAAGUCUGCUAGUCCUCUUCUACCAGGCCGAUCCAACAUGGGACGAGUCAGGACCAAGACGGUGAAGAAGGCCGCUAGGGUCAUCAUCGAGAAAUACUACACCCGGCUGGGCAACGACUUCCACACCAACAAGAGGGUGUGCGAGGAGAUCGCCAUCAUCCCCAGCAAGAAGCUCCGCAACAAGAUCGCCGGGUAUGUGACACAUCUGAUGAAGAGGAUCCAGAGGGGUCCAGUCAGAGGAAUCUCCAUCAAGCUGCAGGAGGAGGAGAGAGAAAGGAGGGACAACUACGUUCCAGAGGUGUCUGCUCUGGACCAGGAGCUGAUUGAAGUUGAUCCCGACACCAAGGAGAUGCUGAAGCUGCUGGACUUCGGCAGUCUGUCCAACCUGCAGGUGACCCAGCCCACCGUCGGCAUGAACUUCAAGCAGCCCCGAGGAGUCUAGACGUCUGUAAAGUAUCUUCCUAAUAAAAACCCUUUGGGACAAAAAACCCCGGCUGUUGCAGGACUGUUGAUUUGUGGACAUUUUUCAGUUUUAACUCCUCCAAACUUUGUGCUUUUAAAUUAUCUUUUUGCAUCGGUGUAGCUAGAAAGACGGGCUUUAAAUAAACGAGGAGAAAAAUGGAACAGUC
Messenger RNA from Amphiprion ocellaris (clown anemonefish), 684 nucleotides. Its product is annotated as 40S ribosomal protein S17-like. The record is from RefSeq and is a predicted model, not a curated record. NCBI's taxonomy places the organism in Eukaryota, Metazoa, Chordata, Actinopteri, Pomacentridae. Gene Ontology annotation, molecular function: structural constituent of ribosome. The transcript has 5 exons. The coding region runs from base 93 to 497 and encodes 134 amino acids. Gene Ontology annotation, biological process: translation. Gene Ontology annotation, cellular component: ribosome.